AUGUCUGAUGAACCAUCAGCAAGUUAUCCUCAGGUGGAUGCCUUUCCCACUUCUUUGCUUUUUGUGAAAAUUGUGAGAGCCAGAAAUAUGGUCAAAGCAGACCUGUUGAGUACCACUGACUGCUAUGUAACCUUGUGGCUGCCAACAGCUUCAAAGGAAGAGGCCAAGACCAAAACUAUCUUGAAUUCUAGUGAACCAGAAUGGAAUGAAACCUUCUGUUUCAGAAUCCAGACCCAAGUUAAGAACAUCCUGGAACUGAGAGUCUAUGAUGAAGAUCCACUCACCAAAGAUGACCUUCUCUUCACUGUUCUCUUUGAUGUGGCUGAAGUCAGACUUGGAGAAAGAGCCUAUUCAAGCUUCAUUUUGAAUUCAGAGAGUAAUACAGAGCUGGAAGUGGAGUUCAUAAUGGAUGAAAUAUUGGACCCUCCAGAAAACCUCAUUACAAAUGGCAUCCUAGUGAGCCGUCCACUUUCCUGUUUAGAAGUUUCUGUGACCAAGGAAAGGAGUCCAAAGUGUUUAGAAGGAGAAGAUAAGCUUGAGCUUAGAGUGAAAGGGUCACAUGAAGAAACACAGAAAACUGUACUGGACUCUGGCUUAGUGGAAUCUUUCUUCUUCCACUACCCUGCAUACUGGGAACCAGAACUGAAUGCCCAUCUGCAGCACUGGUCAAGCGAUGAUGGGGGGGAUGGAAAUAACUCCAGUGCAUCCUUGACUAUGCCUCUGGAAUUACUUCGUAUGGGACAGGAAGUGAAAGCAAUUCUUCCUAUAGUACAUAUUAAGAGAGAUCUUCUUACAGCUGUUUCAUAUGCUUUUCGGUUCCUAGCAGAUCAAUAUAGGGAGCAUGUGCUAGAGCAAAAAUUAUACACCGGAAGCAAGUUUGGAGCUGCAACUCAAGACAUGGGACUGGAAAACCUAGACAUGCGCUUGGGAUUUGACCUGUGCUCACAGGAGAAAGAUUUCCUGCAGAAGAGGAAGAAGGUAGUUGCUGCUGCCUUGAAAGAGAUUCUUCAUUUAGAAGAGAACCUCCAAGACCAUGAGGUUCCAGUUGUGGCAAUCAUGGCAACGGGAGGUGGGGCCAGAGCAAUGACAUCCCUGUAUGGCCAACUCUCAGGUCUCAAGAAGUUAAAUCUCCUUGACUGUAUAACAUAUAUCAGUGGCACUUCUGGUUCAACUUGGACAAUGUCAAGCUUGUAUGAAGAUGCCAAUUGGUCACAGAAGGAUCUGGAGAGGCCAAUCAAUGAGGCCCAGAAGCACAUGACCAAGAGCAAAACAAACACUUUUUCUGUGGAGCAUGUGGUGCAUUAUCAAAGACAGCUGAGCCAGAGGGCCAAAGAAGGCUUCUCUAUAUCUUUUAAUGAUCUGUGGGCAGUUGCUCUUGAAUAUAUCUUGCAUGGUAAGGUAAAUGACUUUAAACUCUCAGAUCAGCAACGAGCUGUGAGUCAAGGGCAAAAUCCUCUGCCUCUCUACCUAGCUCUCAAUGUCAAAGAGAACCACAUGUCUACUGCUAACUUUAAAGAAUGGUGUGAAUUUUCCCCUUUUGAGGUCGGAUUCCCAAAAUAUGGUGCUUUCAUUCGCUCAGAAGAUUUUGGAAGUGAAUUUUUCAUGGGGCACUUGAUGAAGAAGAAUCCAGAGUCCCGGAUUUGUUAUCUAGAAGGCUUAUGGAGUAAUAUCUUUGCUGUGAAUCUACUUGAUAUCUGGAAUGCCUUUGGUAGUUCAGAUGAAUUUUGGCAGCAACAUGUCCAAGCCAAAAUAAAAAAUAUUGGUAAGUUUCCUAUAGUAACUUCUUUCUGUUAUUUGUCAUGGCAAAAGCAGUCCUUGAUGGGUUUUCUGCCUACUACCACUUCUUUUCCUUCUGCAGAGGAAGAGCAUGCUCUGUCUAAGAGCUCCUCCUACCUGGGGACAUCAUGGAUAAAUCCCACAGGAAUGCUCUCUAAGAUCAUUAAGGAUAUUCUAACUGAUCGUCCCCUACACCAUCAUGUCCAUAACUUCCUAAGAGGUCUCCAGUUGCACAAGGACUACUAUCAACAGAGCCCAUUUUCUAUCUGGAAAGACUGUCAGCUGGAUGUGUUCCCUAACCAGCUGACACCAUCAGAAGAUGAUCUAUGUCUGGUAGAUGCUGCAUAUUUCAUCAAUACCAGUUGUCCACCACUCUUGAGGAAAGAGAGGAAUGUGAACAUCAUUCUGUCAUUUGAUUACUCCCUGAGCACAGCAUUUGAGGCCAUAGAACGGACUGGGCAGUACUGCUCAGAGCAGGGAAUACCAUUCCCAAAAAUUGUGCUGAGUGAAGAGGAAAAAAAGCAUCCGAAAGAGUGCUAUAUGUUUAUGGAUGAAAAAAAUCUAAAGACUCCCAUAGUUCUCCAUUUCCCACUGGUGAACAACACAUUCAGGAGGUUCAAGGUACUUGGGGUGGAACGCAGUCCUGCAGAGUUGGCAGAAGGAACAGUGCCUCUUGCUGGCUGCUGCUCACCUUAUAACUUACUGAAUAUGACCUACUGCAAGGAGGACUUUGAUAAACUGCUAAAGCUCACUGACUACAACGUCCAGAACAACAGAGACCUGAUUCUGCAGGCUUUCCGCGCAUCCAUAUCACGAAAGAAAUGCUGUAGCAACUGAAAUGAUGCAAGCCUUGGGAGUUCUUCCAUGCUAUGCAUUUCCUUUAACAUGACAAUAAGGAGAAUUCCUCAUGAUCAUGAUAUGAUUUAAUGCAUUAUUCAUUAGAUGUACAACAUAAAAAUGCUUCAGAUUUAAAACUCAGUUCUUUCUAAUAUUACACCAAUAUGGUCUUGAGUCUUGACCAUGAAGUUAGAAUUUUUAUGUAGGAGUGGCUGGUUAUUUAAUAAAUAGAUAGUGUGAAUCUCAGCCAGAUCUAUGCUGACCAUAUGUUACUAUCCAGCGGUGACUUGCAGAAAAUAAGUUGGCAUUCUGUCCAAUGGUCAUGCAUCCAGGUCACAAAAACACU
This is a messenger RNA of Gavialis gangeticus (Gharial), 2959 nucleotides long. It is a transcript of the gene PLA2G4D, whose product is annotated as phospholipase A2 group IVD. The transcript is spliced from 21 exons. NCBI's taxonomy places the organism in Eukaryota, Metazoa, Chordata, Crocodylia, Gavialidae. Gene Ontology annotation, biological process: glycerophospholipid catabolic process. Gene Ontology annotation, molecular function: calcium-dependent phospholipid binding; calcium ion binding. Gene Ontology annotation, cellular component: cytosol. The record is from RefSeq and is a predicted model, not a curated record. The coding region runs from base 1 to 2613 and encodes 870 amino acids.